Molecule: messenger RNA, 469 nt
Organism: Funneliformis caledonium
Lineage: Eukaryota; Fungi; Glomeromycota; Glomeromycetes; Glomerales; Glomeraceae
Source: the annotation of a GenBank genome assembly
AAACAAUUGCAAAUUGCUAGUAAAAACUAAUAUCCUUUCACAAGAAGCAAGUUUUCUAAUUCCAGAUCUAGUUUCUGAUAAUGAAAAUAAAAUGCAAGAACUUGAAAAAUUAAUUAAUUAUUUAUUAGGAAAUGAUCAUCUUACCGCAAAUGAUUAUAUUCAUAUUGAUGAUGAAUUUGAAGGCGAAAUUACUGAUAAAAAAAUAUUAAAGAUAAUAACAAAUGAAAAGGAUAAGCUUAUGGAUGAAUUUGUCAAUGAAACAGAUGAAACAAUAAAAGAAGUAAAAAAGGUAACUUUAAAGAAAGCUGAAGUUUGUAUGAAUAAAAUAUUAAAGUUUUUAUAUGAACAAGAACCAGAAUUUGGGGAAAUUAAUAAGGAAAUAAAAAUUUUAAGAAAUUUAUAUAGAUGGGUUAGAUUAAUAGCUGUAAAAAAUCUUAAACAAAUUGAUCUUCAUCAUUUUAAAACAUAA